Vitis vinifera (wine grape) is the source of this 592-nucleotide messenger RNA. RefSeq lists its product as uncharacterized. Gene Ontology annotation, cellular component: transcription factor TFIIIC complex. The record is from RefSeq and is a predicted model, not a curated record. NCBI's taxonomy places the organism in Eukaryota, Viridiplantae, Streptophyta, Magnoliopsida, Vitales, Vitaceae. Gene Ontology annotation, biological process: transcription by RNA polymerase III. The coding region runs from base 77 to 355 and encodes 92 amino acids. The transcript is spliced from 5 exons.
UCUGUCAGUACACUCGACCCUUCACUGCUAAGGACUUGGCAUUGAGUCUCAGACUCUCAAGGCUCAUUCACAGAUAAUGAUGGAGGAAAAUUUGGUGCACAACGAGAGUGUGGAGGAGGAAGAAGAAGAGUAUGUAUUGCUGAAUCUGGAUGAGGUUAGAGGCCAAGUUGAUAUCCCACCAAAUGCCCCAUAUGUUCUAUCCGGUCUAGACACGCCAAACCCAAUAUUGGUUAUAGGCGACAGCUUGAAGCUGAUUGGGGAAUAUGAAGAAACAAUUGGUACAUGCUUGGUUUUCUCAGAAGGCCGUAAGUGUGGUUCCUUACCCAAGAAAAUAGGCCACCCCUGUGGUUCAUGAAGAGACGGGACCAUCUGAAGCAAAUCUUUUUUCAGGCACAUUCAUAAUAGAUCCUAAUCAAGCUCCAGCCAAGGAAGUUAAACCGAUUGCUAGCCUCCAGAAGAUUUUGAGGUUUAGACUAUUACACGAAGGUGAUGUUCAAGAUGCAACUUCUGAACCUGUUGAUAUUUGAACACUGUCUCAAUACCCAUUACUUGUUAUCAGUUAUCUAAAGUCAAUCUUGAGUUUAUGUGAAAA